CUGGUUCCAAACGCUAAGACGAGUCGCAUCGAUGCACUCGAGGCACUCGGGCUGGAUGAUACUGCGGCAUACAUGCUUCCUUGCAACGCUGUGCAGCAUCGUCGCGUGGGCGCCGCCACAGACCGCGCACCAGCCUCGACCCUGCAGACUCCGUGCUGCACAGCUCGACGCCGACGCGUAUCCGCCCGCGCCAUGGUCGUUUAGUAACGCAAGAGUGAUGUAUCAACCCACUCUGGUGAGAACAUCAGCGGCACGAGCGGUCACGCCGCGCGAAGGCCUGAUGUUGCUGUCGUUUUUUGGUUACACGCUAGGAGGCGUCUUCGUAGUCGAUUGGACGGAGUCGCCCGUCGGACCGUACCGCGAGGUCGCCGUGCUGAGCGGGCUGGUCGCGCGGGGCUUGAGCAUCGGCGCGUGGGCCUCGCACAUCGUCGUGACGGCGCCGGCCAGCGUUGGUGGCGGGCGAGCGGUCUUCGGCCUCCCGACCGUGCUGGGAAGCGUCGACUUCAAGGCCGCGGAGGAAUCGGACGGCGAAGCCUGGCGCCGAGAGUUAUCAGGGGUGCGAGACCUACUGGAAGACAUAGCCGUGGCGUUCAAAGUAGGCAUUGGCGCCGCGCAGCCGGGAAUCGCGGAGCCCGCGGAGCGGCUGCGACGGCGCGUCGAACGCGCGCCAACGACGCGAGGCUUCGAUUUUGCCUCGGACACAGAUGUUGCGAUCAACGGCUGGGGCGGCUGGCGCGAAGGCGGCGCGCCGGACGACGGACCGAGCAUAAGCCUCCCGAGCUUCUCAGGCCGGCUCGAAGAAUUUCCUGAGUUGCUGCGGUAUCCGCUAAAGCUCGGUCCCGCUGGCCGAGUCGCGCUCCGACCAUCGAUGCCCACACGCGUCGCGGGAGCAGUCGAUGACGACCUCGCGGCCGUCUUGGACGGGCCGCGAGCGUGUCCGUGCAUCCAGGUCGACGGCGUUUUUGUGGAAGCGGGGCGGCCCGAGGUUGUGUGUGAUUAA
Molecule: messenger RNA, 1000 nt
Organism: Pelagomonas calceolata
Lineage: Eukaryota; Pelagophyceae; Pelagomonadales; Pelagomonadaceae
Source: the annotation of a GenBank genome assembly